AUGGGGUCAUCAAAGAAGCACAAGGAAAAGAGCAGAGACAAGGACGCGGAGGAUCGCCGUAAAGAACAUAAAAAACACCGUCACAAAGAUCGGGAUGAGCGUGAAGCUGGUCGGGAGAAGGACAAACGCAGGCGCUCCAAGUCCCGGGAGAGAAGUGGUCGCGAAAGCCGCAAAGGUGAGCGUAGCGGGGAGCCUCGGGUCAAAAAGGAGAAGCUGGAUGUUGCUUACGGAGACAGUCAUGUUGAACACGAACCCAAGUCUGCGGGUGGAGAUGCGUCACUUAGCAUCGAUGAGACCAACAAGCUCCGUGCGAAACUUGGGCUCAAGCCCCUGGACAUGGGCGAAAGUAAAAAAGAAGCCGGGACCAAAGAGGAUCCGAUGGUGGCAGAAACUAUUAACCCUAUUGUCAUCGCGCAGCAGAAAGACAUCAGAGAGAAGCUGGCAGCCCUUAAAGAAAAACGUCUACAAAAUCAAAAACUGGGGAAAGUCAAAUCCUUAGCAGAGACGGACUGGCUUGAUGACACUGCAGCCUGGGUUGCACAAACACGUAAAAUGGAAAAAGAAAAGGAAUUGGCUGAAAAACGGGCCAAACUUCUGGAAGAGAUGGAUCAAGAGUUUGGUGUCAGCGAUCUUGUCGAGGAAGAAUUCGGACACGGCAGGAAAACAGCAUACUCAUCUCGAGACUUAAGAGGUCUUAAAGUACAACACAAAACUGAAUCCUUUUCCGAGGGUCAGACUGUCAUCCUGACCCUGGAAGACAAAGGGGUCCUUGAUGAAGAAGAAGACACUCUUGUAAAUGUGGGACUGAUUGAUAAAGAAAAAGCUGAUAAAAAUGUGGAGCUUAAAAAGAAAAAGCCAGAUUAUAAACCUUACGAGGAAGAAGAGAAUGUGGAUGACAUGAUCACAUUUAAAAACCGCUCUGUGCUUUCAAAGUACGAUGAGGAGAUAGAUGGAGAAAAAAAAAAGAGUUUCCGGCUCGGUGCAGGGGGAUUUGCAGAUGGUGAACGAGAAAGAGAGCUUCAGGCAAUGAGGGAAACCCUCCGAAGUCAGGCCCAGACUUUGGAAAUGCCAGCUCUCUCCAUUGCCUCUGAAUACUACACUGAGCAGGAGAUGGUGGGCUUCAAAAAGACCAAACGCCGCGUGAGGAAGAUCAGAAAGAAGGAAAGGGCUUUAACUGAUUUACUCCCAGAUGACACGCGCAACACUGACUUUGGCUCCAGGGCACGUGGCAAAGGACGUAAAGAGAAAGGUGAUGAGGGUAGUGAGGAAGUCAAAGUUGAAGAUGAUACCAGUGUGAUAGUCAGUCUUCCUCAAAUGUCUGAUGACGUGAGAAUGGCUGAGAUGGAAAUAAGCGACGAAGAGGACUAUACUCUUCCAGAACCAGCUGUGAUUGAGGAGGAUGAGGCUGAGCAAGAGUUGCAUAAACAACUGGAGAAGCAGAGAAAACUCAGGCAAAAACAGCUCCUCAAAGAUUCCGGGGAGACGGUGGUACUGCAGCUCAAAAAGAUGGAGAAAGCUGACGAAGAUAAUGAUCCAGACAAGAAGAACAACAUUGUAUUCAAUGCCACGUCCGAGUUUUGCAGAACUCUUGGUGAUAUUCCCACCUACGGGCUGUCUGGUAACAGAGAGGAUCAGGAAGAUAUCAUGGACUUUGAGCAGGAGGAGGAAAAAGAGGAUGGUGGAGACUCUGAUGCGGAGAUGGAUGAAAAUGUGGGAUGGAGCACAGUGAACUUGGAUGAAGAGAAAAAAACACCAGAUUUCGCAACUGCCUCCACCACAAUUCUGGAUGAGGAGCCCAUAGUGAACUCUGGGCUUGCAGCUGCUUUACUUCUGUGUAAAAAUAAAGGUUUGCUGGACACUCAAAUGCAGAAAGUGGCUCGUGUAAAAGCACCAAAGCCCACCUUGCCCAAUGAAAACUACUGCAUUGAAGACAAAAUAGGCUUUGAUGACAAUUCUACACACAAACGGUUUACUGCUUUAACUGACAACCAGAAGAUGUCAGAAUCUAAGCCCCCUACUCCAACUCCAGGGGACAUGUACAAAGGUUGGCUCUUCAAAUGGACAAAUUAUAUAAAAGGUUAUCAGCGGAGGUGGUUUGUCCUGAGCAAUGGCCUUCUGUCUUAUUAUCGGACACAAGCGGAGAUGGGCCACACAUGCCGGGGCACCAUCAAUUUGGCUACUGCUAAUAUAGCAGUGGAAGACUCCUGUAAUUUUGUCAUUUCUAAUGGUGGCGCACAGACAUAUCACUUGAAGGCCAGCUCUGAGAUUGAGCGGCAACGAUGGAUCACUGCUCUUGAGCUCGCCAAAGCAAAAGCUGUCGGCAUGCAAGCAGAUUCAGAUGACUCUGGCGAUGAAUUUUCAAUAGUGGCGCCCUCCCCUGAACAGACCGGGUUUGGUCGUAAUACAGAAAUUCAAACCACGCUUCGUACUCUCAACAGCAAAGUAGAGGACCUGGCUACUUGCAAUGACCUUAUUGUCAAGCACGGCACUGCACUUCAACGGUCUUUGUCUGAACUUGAGGCCAUUCGAGUUGGAGGAGAAUCGACCGAAAAAUUCAAACAAGUUACAGAGCGGGCUACGUUGUUCAGAAUCACCUCAAAUGCUAUGAUCAAUGCUUGCCGGGACUUCCUCUCACUGGCCCAGACUCACAGCCGUCGCUGGCAGAAGGCGAUACAAACCGAGAGGGAUCAGAAGAUCCGGUUAGAGGAGACAUUGGAGCAGCUCGCCAAACAGCACAACCACCUGGAGAGGGCUUUCAGAGGAGCCACAGUCCUGCCCAACUCGUGCAGCAACCCCUCAUUGACUGCCAAAAACUCUUCAUCUGGUAAAGCAGAUGUCAGCGAUGAAGAAGAUGACAACAAUGAAUUUUUUGAUGCAAUGGAGGAGUUUAUUACUGUUCCAGCUGAUCCAAAAUAUCACAAGAGAUCGAGCAGCAAUGUCAGUGGAAUCAGCUGUGAAACUGGAAUGGAUGACCAAUCAGUAAAUUUUGAUGAGCUGUCCCUCGCAUCAAAUCCAGACUCUCCACAAUCACAGGGGAUGGUGCUUCGACAAAGACGCACACGGAUCCCAGACAAGCCCAAUUAUUACCUGAAUUUGUGGAGUAUUAUGAAGAACUGUAUUGGGAAGGAGCUCUCAAAGAUACCAAUGCCUGUAAAUUUUAAUGAACCUUUGUCUAUGCUGCAACGUCUGUCUGAAGAUCUGGAAUAUUAUGAGCUGCUGGACAGAGCAGCAAAGUGUCACAGCUCUUUAGAGCAGAUGUGUUAUGUGGCUGCUUUCACAGUGUCCUCAUAUUCCACCACUGUCCUCCGCACAGGAAAACCUUUUAAUCCUCUGCUGGGAGAGACCUUUGAGCUGGACAGACUCCAAGAGAGUGGCUACCGCUCUCUGUGUGAACAAGUGAGCCACCAUCCACCAGCUGCAGCACACCACGCUUUCUCUGAAAAGGGCUGGACCCUGAGACAAGAAAUUACUUUAGCCAGCAAGUUUAGAGGGAAAUAUCUCUCUAUCAUGCCUUUGGGUGCAAUUGAGUGUAUAUUUGACAAAAGUAAAAAUCAUUACUCCUGGAAAAAGGUGACUACAACAGUACACAACAUAAUUGUUGGGAAGCUUUGGAUUGACCAGUCGGGUGAGAUUGAUGUGGUGAACCACAAGACUGGAGACCGUUGCCAUCUCAAGUUCACACCCUACAGUUACUUUUCCAGAGACUUGCCUAGAAAAGUUACAGGAGUGGUCACGGAUAAAGAGGGUAAAGCCCACUAUGUUCUAUCAGGGACCUGGGAUGAGAAGAUGGAGCUCAGUAAGGUGAUGCAGAGUAGCAUAGGAGAAAAUGGAACAGAAGGCAAACAGAGACCUGUUUACCAAACACUCAAACCCAAAGAGAUCUGGAGAAAAAAUCCAUUACCUGAUGGAGCGGAGAAUAUGUAUUUCUUCUCAUCACUUGCAUUGACUCUGAAUGAGCCGGAGGAGGGCGUAGCACCUACAGACAGCCGGCGACGCCCAGACCAGAGGCUCAUGGAGGACGGCCGAUGGGACGAGGCCAAUGCAGAGAAGCAGAGGCUCGAGGAGAAACAGCGCACAACACGCAAGGAGAGAGAGCGAGAGGCCGUGAAGGCAGCCAACACUCCUGAGGAGGCUGAUGCAGUGGAGCCAGGCACUCAACCAAGUGAGGUUUCUGAUGAAACUGACGCUGAGGACUCUCCCCCUCUCACACCUGUUGCAUCCCCAUACGGACCAACACCUUUGUCUAACCUAAGCAAGUAUCCCAGUCAUUUCAUGACUUACAUUAUAGACACUUUUUAUGCUUAUUUUGUGUUCUUAUUUUCUCCUCACAUCAUUUUAACACAGUGGAAGGCAAGGAAGGCCCGCCUGGAGUACAUGUUAAAAGUUCUCACACAGACAACUACCAAGCACUGUGGUUUGAGAAAACUACUGACCCUGUGUCUGGAGAGACCUUGCACGUCUACAAAGGAGGCUACUGGGAAAGCAAGGAUCAGGGCAGCUGGGACAUGUGCCCAGACAUCUUCUAACAGUCUGUGGAGCAUGGUGAAAAAGCUGAAACAGGCUCAGUGA
Knipowitschia caucasica is the source of this 4569-nucleotide messenger RNA. Lineage: Eukaryota; Metazoa; Chordata; Actinopteri; Gobiiformes; Gobiidae. The record is from the annotation of a GenBank genome assembly.